Molecule: messenger RNA, 936 nt
Organism: Nestor notabilis (Kea)
Lineage: Eukaryota; Metazoa; Chordata; Aves; Psittaciformes; Psittacidae
Product: hyaluronidase-1-like
Exons: 4
Biological process (GO): carbohydrate metabolic process; hyaluronan catabolic process
Molecular function (GO): hyalurononglucosaminidase activity
Source: RefSeq, a predicted model, not a curated record
CCCUUCGUCACCAUCUGGAACAUCCCCACAGAGCGCUGUGCCGAGAAGUACAAUGUUACCCUCAACCUGGAGGUCUUUGAUGUGUUGGCCAAUGACCAGCAGUCCUUCAUCGGGCAGGACAUCACCCUGUUCUACAGCAAGGAGCUGGGGCUCCUCCCCUACUACACAUCUGAGGGGAUGCCAGUGAACGGAGGGCUCCCCCAAAAUGCCAGCCUGCAGGCCCACCUCCAGCAGGCCACCCGGGACAUCAAGGUCACCCUGCCCACCCUGCCCAGCCCUGCCUACAGCGGACUGGCUGUCAUCGACUGGGAGAAGUGGCGCCCGCUGUGGGUCCGCAACUGGGCCUCCAUGGACAUCUACCAGCAGCAGUCGGAGGAGCUGCUCAACGGCACCAACAAGGUGCUUGCCUACGUCCGGCACCGGGUAGCUGAGGCUUUUGCCAUGCAGCAUGGUGUCCUUGAUGGUGGCAUCCCUGUUCUGCCCUACUCCCAGAUCGCUUUUGACUGCACAGUCGACUUCCUUUCCCAGGAGGACCUGAUGAACACCAUCGGGGAGAGCGCAGCUCAGGGUGCUGCCGGCAUAAUCCUCUGGGGCAGCCUCAACUACAGCAACUCCAAGGAGAUGUGCCUGAGGCUGAAGGACUAUGUGGAAGGGCCACUGGGCCACUACGUUGUCAAUGUGACAGCCAGUGCUGAUCUGUGCAGCCAGACCUUGUGCUCUGGCCAGGGCCGCUGCGUGCGCCAGGAGGACAAGCAGGGCUUCCUCCACCUCGACCCCUCCAGCUUCGCCAUCAACCUGCAAGCCGGCAAGCCCUGGCUGCUGACCCAGAGCCUGGAGCCCAGUGAUGACAUCUCGGGACUGGCUGAGGAGUUCAGGUGCCAGUGCUAUGACGAGUGGCAGGGACCUCGCUGCAACACUCAGGACAUCAGCAGCUGA